GGCUGAUAAUCAGUCAUGGCAGGAUGGCAGACACUUCUUCUGGUGGUCUGGCUGGGAGCUUUAGGAUCCGUUUUAGCUGAUCCUGCUCCUAAACCUAGACCUAGAGCCAAACCCCAGGACCCAAACGAGAACUAUGAUUACAGCUAUGGCGAUUAUUCUGAAGGAGAAGGCCAAGGGUACUAUGAUGAAAAUAAUAAUAAUGAUUAUGGCGAACCGAGUGAACCUGAAGGAUAUGGACCAGCUCCAUCUACCGGUCGUGUAGAGGUGGACUACAGCAUAGAUGAUUCUGACGGUUGUGCUGAAGUUGAUUGUCCCAAUGUACAAGAAUGUCCUGUGCAACCUUAUGUACCACUGGGAGAAUGCUGUCCUAUCUGUCCGGUUCCCAUGGAGACUGUUCGUCCUCGUACUGAGGUUGAUGCCCAGGGAUCUAUAGGGUCUGAGGGGGACCGAGGACGGGAAGGAGAUGAAGGGCCUCGAGGUCGACCUGGUUCUCCUGGUAUCUCAGGUACCCCUGGUAUACCGGGUAUGCCAGGACCUCCUGGACCUCAACCUGACAUCCAACCUUUCCUCAACCAGAUUCAACAAUCUCAAGGAUCAGAAAAGGGGCCUUCACCAGACCCAUUUACAUAUAUGCAGGCUCAGGUUGGACCCGUGGGACCCAGAGGAUCUCCAGGUAUGCGUGGACCUGCUGGCCCACAGGGGUUUACAGGUCCUCAAGGAGAACCAGGAGAUGCUGGUCCCUCCGGCCCACCUGGCAGUAUCGGAGAACGGGGUCUGACAGGGUUACCCGGUAAAGAAGGAGAACCAGGGCGGGACGGAGAACCAGGUGCAUCAGGUCCUCCUGGACCCCCAGGCCGGAGGGGACUUCCUGGUAUGCCGGGUAUCCCAGGUCCUAAGGGACAUAGAGGAUUUCCAGGUCUUGAUGGAGCUAAAGGAGAACUAGGAGGACCAGGGUCCAAAGGAGAAGAAGGAGCCUCUGGGCCAAUGGGACCAGGUGGACCUAUUGGUCCAUCAGGCCCAAGAGGAGAAAGAGGUAGAGAUGGGCCUCCUGGUCCCCCUGGCUUAAGAGGUAUAGAUGGAGCUAUGGGACCCCCCGGAGAACCUGGUGGUGUUGGUAAACCAGGUCCACCAGGAUUCCCUGGUACUCCAGGAGCUAAGGGAGACAUGGGCGCACCAGGAGACAAGGGUAGCAUUGGACUUCAAGGUCCUAGAGGAGAGUCUGGAAAACCAGGAAUGUCUGGUGAACCAGGAAAGAUGGGACCACCUGGUAAAGAUGGAAGCAAUGGAGAAAAGGGCGGACCAGGAGCACCUGGUGCUCCAGGUCCACCGGGCUUCCCAGGACCCAGAGGACAAUCUGGUCUCAAUGGAAGUCCUGGACCACAUGGACCAAAGGGACUGAAUGGAGAGCCUGGUAUGGUUGGUAUGAAGGGAGAAGGUGGGCUGAAGGGAGAAAUGGGAGCCCAAGGGCCAAGAGGUCUACCUGGACCAACAGGAGCAGCUGGAAACAGAGGACCACGAGGCAUUAGGGGACCAGCAGGACCUCAAGGACCUAUUGGAGAGCCUGGUGCUCCUGGAGGUAGAGGUAUGCCUGGACCUGAUGGACCUGCUGGUCCAAAAGGCCAAAAUGGGGAUCAAGGCCUAAUGGGUCCUCAAGGGGAUAAGGGCAAACCUGGAGAUAUGGGAAGACCUGGCCCUCCUGGACUUCAGGGUUUGAGAGGACCCCCAGGUAGAUCAGGACCAAGAGGAGCAGGUGGGCCAACUGGUAAAACCGGAGAACCUGGACAGGAUGGUAAAAAUGGAGAACCUGGACCGCAAGGACUUCAAGGUCUUCCAGGUCCUAUGGGAUCACCUGGAGAUAAGGGUCCCAUGGGAGAGCAGGGACAUCAAGGAAAUCCUGGUGUAACUGGUCAACAAGGACCUAGAGGGGACCCUGGUAAGGAUGGGCUCCCCGGAAUGAAUGGCCCACCAGGGCCCUCUGGACCUGCUGGAGAGAGAGGAGCAUCUGGAAGUCCCGGACCCAGAGGAUUCCAAGGUAUGCCUGGACCUCCAGGUAAGGAUGGUAUGUCUGGUAAGGAUGGAGAGACUGGUAUCCAGGGUCCACCUGGUAUGAUGGGAAAUGAGGGUAAAAGAGGAUCAAGAGGAUUCCCUGGAGAGAGAGGAUCUCUUGGACCCCCUGGACCCCCAGGACUCAGAGGACUUGAUGGUGGUCCUGGUCUAGAUGGCCCUCCUGGACCUACUGGACCUAAGGGAACUCCUGGACACAAGGGACCUCCUGGGCUAGUUGGAUUGCCAGGGCAGCGUGGCAUACCUGGACCUGAAGGACCUAAAGGGGGGCGGGGUAACCCUGGACUUCCUGGACCAGAGGGCAGUGUGGGUAAACAAGGAGAGAGGGGCCCUCAAGGUAUUUCUGGACCACCAGGGCCUCCUGGAGAAGCUGGUAGCCCUGGAGAUCCUGGACAGGCAGGACCUGCUGGAGAAACUGGAGCUGCUGGAGCCAUGGGUUCCCGUGGACCACCUGGACCCCAGGGAAUGCAAGGUUUUCCUGGUCCUCCAGGUAUACCUGGUAUGCCUGGAAUCAAGGGCGAUCGAGGGCUUACUGGUGACAAAGGGUCCCAAGGAAAUCCUGGACCUGCUGGUGGACCAGGAGAGCCUGGACCACCUGGUCUCACAGGUUUAAUGGGUCCAAAGGGAGCCAGAGGUGAAGCAGGACCAAGAGGAGAAUCUGGAAUGAUGGGUCCCCCUGGAAGACCUGGAGAACCAGGUAUGCCAGGAGAGGCAGGAAGACAGGGUGCGCCUGGACCAUCUGGAUUACCUGGCAUCAAGGGGAGUGAUGGUCUGAGAGGACCACCUGGAAACCGUGGUCCACCUGGAGCACAGGGAAUGCCUGGUUUAGAAGGACCCAAAGGAUCUACAGGAGCUGAUGGUCCUCCAGGACCUCAAGGACCUGUCGGCUCAAAUGGACCACCUGGAGAUAGAGGAUCGCCUGGACUUCCUGGACCAACCGGACCAGUUGGGGCUCGUGGACAACAAGGAGCUCAAGGUGAAAGAGGAGAUUCUGGAUUACCAGGAAAAGAGGGACCAACUGGACCUCCAGGUCUUCAAGGACCUCCAGGACCUAUGGGUCAAAGAGGUGAAAGAGGAGAAGAAGGGCCUCCUGGAUCACAAGGAACACCUGGCUUGGGAGGAAGACCUGGAGACAAAGGUCCACCUGGAUCUGCUGGACAAAUGGGACCACCAGGAGCUCCUGGACUUCCUGGAAAUGUUGGUAAGACUGGACCACCUGGACCUACUGGAGAGAGAGGUGAAAGAGGAGAAACUGGACCUCAAGGAAUUGUUGGUCAGCCAGGAAUGAUUGGGAAACCUGGACCACCAGGCCUUCAAGGACCUCCUGGAGAACUUGGAAUGUCUGGUGAAAAAGGCUCCAAAGGACAUAGAGGACUUAUUGGGUUGCAAGGUCUUCCUGGACCAAUUGGUCCGCCAGGGGAGAAAGGACCUCCAGGAAACCCUGGAAAUAAUGGUGAACCUGGAACACCUGGGUCUCGUGGACCACCUGGUAUUGAUGGAGCUGUUGGAUCCCCUGGUCUCCUUGGAGCACCAGGCCCUAGAGGACCUCAAGGAGAAGAGGGUAAACGUGGACCUCCUGGAGAGCUUGGUCCACCUGGACCACCUGGACCUCCGGGAGAAUCCUCAGGAUAUGAUGCUGCAGCUCUUUCUGCUUUGUUAGGACAAGGAAAUUCUAAGGGACCAGACCCACUGAGUGCUGAUGAACCAAUGAGAAACUUUGGUCCUGAACUCUCGGAUGAAGACAAGAAAAGCCUUGUCCUAAGAGCUUACAAGAAGUUAAAAGCUUCCUUUGAAGAAUUUUCCAAUCCUGAUGGAGGCAAGAAUAGUCCUGCCAAGACAUGUAAGGACCUCCAUGCAUCUUAUCCGGAGAAGAAAAGCGGAGAAUAUUGGAUUGAUCCUAAUGGAGCUGACACCAAGGAUGCCAUCCUGGUUUUCUGUGACAUGGAGAAGGAUGCAACAUGUGUUCAACCCAAGCCUGUUUUCUCUCAGGAGUUCAAUAUAGAAUCUGAAGAGAAGGAAAUAUGGAUUGGAGAGGUCCCAGAGAGCCCCUUUGACAUCAACUACAAAGCAGACAGCAACCAGAUGAGUUUCCUUCAACUUCUGUCUGCCAAGGCAGAGCAGGAGAUUAUCUACCAUUGCUUCAACUCCUUUGCCUUCGAAAACAUCAGAGGCAACAACAGAAAGUCCUUGGCGUUCAUGUCAUGGAACGAUCUGGAAAUCAAGCACAGAGGAAAGUUCAAGUAUGACGUGAUAUCUGAUGGAUGCAAGGACAAGAACAACAGUUGGGACAAGACGGUGUUCCGUAUAGAGUCUCAGAAACCAACCAGGCUUCCAGUUGUUGACGUCAAGGUUCAAGAUUUUGGAAAUCCAUCACAGAAAUUCAAAUUGGAGAUUGGGCAAGUCUGCUUCAGUUGAGGUUUCUACCAAACAAGAAAUAGUGAACUAACUUACUAACCAACCAACCAUAACCCAGAUGGUUUAAAAGGACUGGAGAAUAUGGUUACCCAUGUAAACGUUGCAAUCUCCCUCAUUUAUUGCUUUAUUAUUGCAACCUCCUGCAACUUUAAGUUACCAAAUUUUCACCGUUAUAUCUUCGGCUUGUUUUUGUAACUAAGAACACAAUUCUAUGUAAUGUUUUAAUUUUGUAAUUCAACAUUACAAUUAAAUUUGCAUAAUUACUUAAUAUCGUAUCACUGCCACCUUCGUAGCUAAUGAAAAUAGUACAAGAAUUCUAUUGGUUGAUAACACAAGUGGCAGGGUUCGCUUAAUCUUUGAUUGUUUCUCAAGACUGUGAUAUUACUUUGUACUUAAUGUAACAUGGCGAUGUAGUUUGUAAUAUUUAGUUUGUAAUAUUUAGUUUGUAAGUUAAGAUCUCAUGGUGUUGUCUUUUUUUUACAAUGUUUCAUAGUUUUAUAUAUAUAUAUGUAUUAGAUUUAAGAUUUUUACAAA
Messenger RNA from Eurytemora carolleeae, 5013 nucleotides. Its product is annotated as collagen alpha-1(I) chain. The record is from RefSeq and is a predicted model, not a curated record. Lineage: Eukaryota; Metazoa; Arthropoda; Copepoda; Calanoida; Temoridae. The transcript has 8 exons. Bases 16 to 4479 code for a protein of 1487 amino acids. Gene Ontology annotation, molecular function: extracellular matrix structural constituent.